Molecule: messenger RNA, 366 nt
Organism: Aedes aegypti (yellow fever mosquito)
Lineage: Eukaryota; Metazoa; Arthropoda; Insecta; Diptera; Culicidae
Product: histone H3-like
Exons: 3
Coding region: 1-366 (121 amino acids)
Cellular component (GO): nucleosome
Molecular function (GO): structural constituent of chromatin; protein heterodimerization activity; DNA binding
Source: RefSeq, a predicted model, not a curated record
AUGGCUUUUACCAAGCAGACUGCCCGUAAGUCCACUGGGAAAGCGGCCCCUCGCAAGCAGCCGGUCACGAAAGUCGCUCGCGAGAGCGCCCCAGCCACCGGAGGAGUCAAGAAGCCGUAUCGCUAUCGGCCAGGAACAGUCGCUCUGCGUAAGAUCCGUCGCUAUCAGAAUUCGAUGGAGCUGCUGAUCCACAAGUUGAUUUUCCAGCGCCGGGUCCGUGAAAUCGCUCAGGACUUCAAGACCGAUCUGCGAUUACAGAGCUUGGCCGUCAUGGCCCUGCAGGCACGAGCGAGGCCUAUCUUUGAGGGUACUAACUUGUGCGCGAUCCACGCCAAGCGUGUCACCAUCAUGCCGAAGGCCUUAUAG